Molecule: messenger RNA, 2033 nt
Organism: Limulus polyphemus (Atlantic horseshoe crab)
Lineage: Eukaryota; Metazoa; Arthropoda; Merostomata; Xiphosura; Limulidae
Product: septin-2-like
Exons: 11
Coding region: 138-1388 (416 amino acids)
Biological process (GO): cytoskeleton-dependent cytokinesis
Cellular component (GO): septin complex; cell division site; septin ring
Molecular function (GO): molecular adaptor activity; GTPase activity; GTP binding
Source: RefSeq, a predicted model, not a curated record
AUUAUUAUUUCCGGUUGGAAGUAUCAGGCCUAGUCAGUCAGUGUUAAUUUUAUACAUCUUUUGGAAAUACUUUCAAAAAGCUAGAGGUAAUUUACAGUUAUUGUUAGCUUUAAUUUCUCAAGCUCCAAAAAUAAAGGAUGCGUGAUACAACUGGGAUAAGAUCUUUGACUCCACAUGGACAUGUUGGAUUUGAUACUUUUCCUGACCAACUAGUGAAAAAAUCUCUUCAGCAAGGCUUCACCUUUAACAUUCUCUGUAUAGGUGAAACAGGCUUAGGGAAGUCUACCCUGAUAAACUCACUGUUUAAUACCAACUUUGAUGGCACUCAGACUUCUCAUGCAUUGCCAGGAGUGAGGCUCAGGUCAAAUAUCUUUGAAUUACAGGAGAAAAAUGUUAAAUUGAAAUUAACCCUCGUAGAGACUGUGGGAUAUGGUGACCAAAUCAACAAAGAAGAUAGCUUUAAAACAAUUGUGGAUUAUAUUGACACUCAGUUCGAGAGCUAUUUACAGGAAGAACUGAAAGUCCAACGCUCCCUUUCAGCAUUUCAUGAUACUCGUAUUCAUGCUUGUCUAUAUUUAAUAUGUCCAACUGGACACGGGCUGAAGUCUAUUGACUUGUUAUGUAUGAAGAAGUUGGACAACAAAGUCAACAUCAUUCCCGUUAUUGCAAAAUCAGAUGUCAUUUCUAAAGCCGAGCUGCAACAUUUCAAAAUAAAGGUCAUGAGUGAGCUGGUAGCCAAUGGAAUCCAGAUUUACCAGUUUCCAACAGAUGAUGAAAACGUUGCUGAGCUGAAUGCCAACAUGAAUAAGCAAGUGCCUUUUGCUGUUGUUGGAAGUACUGAUACAAUCAAAUUUGGAAAUAAAAUGAUUCGAGCUAGGCAGUAUACGUGGGGUAUUGUCCAAGUUGAAAAUGAGAACCACUGUGAUUUUGUAAAGCUACGAGAAAUGCUACUUCGGACUAACAUGGAGGAUCUAAGGGAGCAGACCCACAGCUGUCAUUAUCAGUUGUACCGCCGACUGCGACUUGAACAGAUGGGCUUUUCGGAUCUUGGGGCUGAUAAUAAGCCGGUACCCUUUCAUGAAAACUAUGAAAAAAAACGUCAAGAGCAAUUAGAGUUAUUACAGCAGAGAGAAGAAGAGAUGAGACAGUCAUUUGUUUUUCGUGUGAAAGAAAAAGAGUCGGAGCUAAAGGAAGCUGAAAAAUCUCUUCUUACAAAGUAUGAAAAUAUGAAUAAACAGCUGGAGCAAGAAAAACACAAGAUAGAAGACCAAAACAAGAAACUGGAAGAGGAAAUGAAUGAUUUCAAUAAGAAAAAAGAAGUUUUUUUACAUGCCCAGAACCAACCUCAGUCUCAUGGUCUUACCUUGGGAUGGGGCAAAAAGAAAUAAGACAUCAAAGAUUUUGGCUUUUCUUUUUAAUUCUUAUUUGCUAAGAAUCUGUUAUUAUUUUGUCUAUAUUAAGGAAGGAAAGUAAAAUUUUGAAUUAAGUGUUACAUUUCUGAUAUAUUGAUAUAUGUUGUUUUUUUAAACUGGUGAUGAAACGUUGUACUAUUUCAAAGUGGACCAAUGGUUACAGAUUAUUUAGCUGUAGGUUAGUAUAACGUAGAGAAUUCAAUUACUGUGCUUUUCUAGUGUUGUAAGCUAGUGCACACUUUAACAAGGAUUUUGUUUGAGGUCUAGUUUUACUAUAACACGUGUUGACAAUCAGGUAAAGUUUACCACAUGUAACAGUUUCAAAAAAGUUGUUUUUAUUUCAUAUUGUUGAUGAAAAUUUUUACUGUUUGCAUAUCAUUUUAAACUUUGUCACAAAGUGAAAUAUUAUCUUUGAAAAUAUUUACCUCAUAAUAACAUUGAACUUUGAACCACCAUUCACGAAUAUUUGUUUAAUACCAGCCAUCUUAAUGUAAGAUAACAUCUACACGGUGACUAAGAAAGUCCAUGAAAUGAUUCUAAAGCUCAAGCAGCUUCAGAGAGUUGUCCCUCUAUCAGGAGAAUACUUAUGAACAAGAGCCUAGUGCUUGAACUUUUUGUGUU